AUGCGGUCUGUCGCUCGCGCGCUCCCCCCGGCUUUCCCCUUUCGUUUUGGACUGUCUUCCCCGUCGGUGCGAGGACGGGGUGACGGAAGGUGCGCCCCCAGCCUUUCCAGCCUUGCAGUUUUCCGGGAGGGGGAGUUCAAGGAGCGCGCAGAAUUUGGAGGGCGCCGUGGGCUCUGGCUUGGGGCGCCCUCCCUCGCCCAUUUCGGGCGCUGCGGAGCACUCCGGAAGGAGAAAAAUGGGGUCAGCCGAGGCCCCUGCGAUGGCAACGUAGGACUGAUUUCCUUCGAGAAUGCUUCCCAGAGGACGUUCCAGAUUGACUACAGCCACAACCGCUUCCUCAAGGACGGGCGGCCCUUCCGCUACAUCUCGGGCAGCAUCCACUACUCCCGGGUGCCCCGCUUCUACUGGAAGGACCGGCUCCUGAAGAUGCGGAUGGCGGGGCUGAACACCAUCCAGACGUACAUACCCUGGAACUUUCACGAGCCCCAGCCAGGACAGUACCAGUUUUCUGGGGAACAUGACGUGGAGUAUUUUAUCAAGCUGGCCCACGAGCUGGGACUGCUGGUCAUCCUGAGGCCCGGACCCUACAUCUGUGCAGAGUGGGACAUGGGAGGCUUACCUGCUUGGCUGUUACUAAAAGAAUCAAUUGUCCUCCGUUCUUCUGAUCCAGAUUACCUGAAAGCCGUGGACAAGUGGUUGGGGGUCCUUCUGCCCAAGAUGAAGCCUCUCCUCUACCAGAAUGGAGGGCCCAUCAUAACUGUGCAGGUUGAAAAUGAAUACGGCAGCUACUUCGCCUGUGACUAUGACUACGUGCGCUUCCUGCAGAGGCGCUUCCACUACUACCUGGGCAGCGACGUGGUCCUGUUCACCACCGACGGGGCGCACGAGCACUUCCUGCAGUGCGGUGCGCUGCAGGGCAUCUACGCCACCGUGGACUUCGGGCCAGGUGCCAACAUCACCGCAGCUUUCCAGGUCCAGAGAAAGAGCGAGCCCAGGGGACCGUUGGUGAAUUCUGAAUUCUACACUGGCUGGUUAGACCACUGGGGCCAGCCUCACUCCAGAGUGAGGACUGAGGUGGUGGCUUCCUCCCUCCACGACAUACUUGCCCGUGGGGCGAAUGUGAACAUGUACAUGUUUGUAGGUGGGACCAAUUUUGCUUAUUGGAAUGGGGCCAACAUGCCCUUCCAAGCACAGCCCACCAGCUACGACUAUGACGCCCCACUGAGCGAGGCAGGGGACCUCACUGAGAAGUAUUUUGCUCUUCGGGAUGUUAUUCAGAAGUUUGAAAAAGUGCCAGAAGGUUUUAUCCCUCCGUCUACACCCAAGUUUGCAUAUGGAAAGGUUCCUCUGCAAAAGUUAAAGACGGUGGAGGAUGCUCUGAAUGUUCUGUGUCCCUCUGGGCCCAUCAAAAGCCUUUAUCCCUUGACAUUUAUUCAGGUGAAACAGUAUUCGGGCUUUGUGCUGUACCGAACAACGCUUCCUCAAGACUGCAGCGACCCCACACCGCUGUCGUCACCCCUCGAGGGCGUCCAUGACCGCGCCUAUGUCUCUGUGGACGGGGGUCUUAUUUCUAACCUGACCCUCGGCUCCAACAACCUCACGGACUGGAUGAUCUUCCCGCUCGACACGGAGGAUGCAGUGCACAGACAUCUGGGAGGCUGGCCUGGCCGUGGCCGUAGCCAUGGCCGUAGCCAUGGCCGCCAUGAUAAAGCCUUUGCCCACAGCCUGUCUAACUACACACUCCCGGCCUUUUACACGGGGAACUUCUCCAUCCCCAGCGGGAUCCCAGACCUGCCCCAGGACACUUUUAUCCAGUUUCCUGGAUGGACCAAGGGGCAGGUGUGGAUUAAUGGCUUUAACCUUGGUCGGUAUUGGCCAGCUCGGGGCCCGCAGGUGACUCUGUUUGUGCCACGGCACAUCCUGGUGACAUCGGCUCCGAACACCAUCAUCCUGCUGGAACUGGAGCGUGCGCCCUGUGGUGACAGGGGCCCGGAAGUGUGCACGGUGGAGUUUGUGGACAGGCCGGUCAUCAGUGCUGCUACGACCUCCGGUCCUCCCCCCGCAGACCUGUCUCAUCGAGGCUCAGGACUGGACCGUGUCUGAUGACUAAACACUGAGACCCUUUGGAGUUUCCACCUUGCACAUAUCACAUAUCCCUCGCGAAAUGCCAACGUGCUCUGGAAAGUUCGACUGGGAAACAGAUUUAGCACGAGUGUUUUCUCCUGAGGUUUUCCGGGCAGCCUCACGGUGGCCAGCCCCCCACCGUCAGGGGCCGCAGCGAUGUGUGAGGACGGUGGUCACGCAGUGAUGCACGAUGAGUCCCCACAAUCGAAAUGGGAGCUUUCAAGGUGUUUCUGAUUUUUAUUUUGGAAGAAUCAUGUUGCCUUUUUGUUAAAUAAAAUUGGUAUUCAAAUGAU
Molecule: messenger RNA, 2417 nt
Organism: Suricata suricatta (meerkat)
Lineage: Eukaryota; Metazoa; Chordata; Mammalia; Carnivora; Herpestidae
Gene: GLB1
Product: galactosidase beta 1
Exons: 16
Coding region: 1-2103 (700 amino acids)
Biological process (GO): carbohydrate metabolic process
Cellular component (GO): vacuole
Molecular function (GO): beta-galactosidase activity
Source: RefSeq, a predicted model, not a curated record